Messenger RNA from Mandrillus leucophaeus (drill), 1659 nucleotides. RefSeq names its product zinc finger protein 674 (gene ZNF674). The record is from RefSeq and is a predicted model, not a curated record. Gene Ontology annotation, molecular function: DNA-binding transcription factor activity, RNA polymerase II-specific; RNA polymerase II cis-regulatory region sequence-specific DNA binding. Bases 1 to 1659 code for a protein of 552 amino acids. Gene Ontology annotation, biological process: regulation of transcription by RNA polymerase II. Lineage: Eukaryota; Metazoa; Chordata; Mammalia; Primates; Cercopithecidae. The transcript has 3 exons.
AUGGUUACUCUGCACAGAAGCUCCUUGCUGGAACUUUCUUUUGAAAAACUGCCAAAGAAGGAGGAGCAUGGCAAUCAAAAUGCAAAUCGUGGGAAAGGAGGAAGUGGUGGGGUGGAAACAGGAUCUCCAUCCUUUGCCGGAGCACAACAAGAUGGCCAUGUCCCAGAAGUCUGGCAAAUUGACGAGCAGACAGAUCACUACAAGGAAAGCCAAGACAAACUUCUGUGGCAAGCUGCAUUCACAGUCAAGGAAACACUGAAGGAUGAAAGUGGUCAAGAAUGUAAAAUAUGUAGAAAAAUCGUUUAUCUCAACACAGACUUUGUUUCUGUGAAACAAAGACUCCCUAAGUAUUACUCAUGGGAAAGGUGUUCAAAACAUAAUUUAAACUUUCUUAGUCAAAAUAGAAGCUAUGUAAGAAGGAAAGAUGAUGGAUGUAAGGCAUAUUGGAAAGUAUGCCUCCAUUCUAAUCUUCAUAAAGCUCAACCUGCAGAUAAAUUUUUUGACCCUAAUCAACGAGGGAAAGCCCUCCACCAAAAGCGAGCCCUUAAUAAAAAUCAGAGAAGUCAAACCGGGGAGAAACUCUACAAAUGUACUGAAUGUGGAAAAGUGUUUAUCCAGAAAGCAAACUUAGUUGUACAUCAAAGAACUCACACCGGAGAGAAACCUUAUGAAUGCUGUGAAUGUGCAAAAGCCUUCAGCCAGAAGUCAACCCUCGUAGCACACCAGAGAAUUCACUCAGGGGAGAAGCCCUAUGAAUGCAGUGAAUGUGGAAAAACCUUUAUCCAAAAGUCAACUCUGAUUAAACAUCAACGAACUCAUACAGGAGAGAAACCAUUUGUAUGUGGCAAAUGUCCAAAAGCCUUUAAGAGUUCAUAUCAUCUUAUUAGACAUGAAAAAACACACAUUAGACAAGCAUUUUAUAAAGGUAUUAGAUGUACUAAGUCCAACCUUAUAUAUCAAAGGAUUCACACAAGUAAGAAACCUGAGCGCAGUGAACAUGGGAAAGCCUCUGAUAAGAAGCCCAGUCCCACUAAACAUUGGAGAACUCAUACAAAAGAGAACAUUUAUGAGUGUAGUAAAUGUGGGAAAAGCUUCAGAGGAAAGUCACACCUCUCUGUUCAUCAGAGAAUUCAUACAGGAGAGAAACCCUAUGAAUGUAAUAUAUGUGGGAAGACUUUCAGUGGAAAGUCACACCUCUCUGUCCAUCAUAGAACUCAUACAGGAGAGAAACCCUAUGAAUGCAGAAGAUGUGGGAAAGCCUUUGGGGAGAAGUCAACCCUUAUUGUACAUCAGAGAAUGCAUACAGGAGAGAAACCCUAUAAAUGCAACGAAUGUGGGAAAGCCUUUAGUGAGAAGUCACCACUGAUUAAACAUCAGAGAAUUCAUACAGGAGAGAGACCCUAUGAAUGUACUGACUGUAAAAAAGCCUUCAGUAGGAAGUCAACUCUCAUUAAACAUCAGAGAAUUCAUACAGGAGAAAAACCUUACAAAUGUAGUGAAUGUGGGAAGGCCUUCAGUGUGAAAUCAACUCUCAUCGUGCAUCACAGAACUCAUACAGGAGAGAAACCUUAUGAAUGCAGAGACUGUGGGAAAGCAUUCAGUGGGAAGUCAGCUCUCAUUAAACAUCAGAGAAGUCACACAGGAGAUAAAAACCUAUGA